ACCGCAGAUGUCUCAUCAUUGGAGCACUAAUCAAAUAAUCCUCCAUGAAAUCAUUUCACUACUAUUAACAGAAAAAACAGAGGAAGAAAACUCUUCAGAGCCCACAAGUGAGUGUCAUCUCUUCUUAUCUCUGCUCUCUAUAUCAUGGAGUUCUGGUUCAUCUUUCUCACUCUCUGCAUCUGCUUUGUCCUCAAAUUGUUUCUAAAUCUCAUCCUAGACAAGAAAUACAACAAAAGAGAACACAAACUGAAACUCCCACUCCCACCAGGACCCUUUACCUUUCCCAUCAUAGGAAACUUCUUUUGGCUGCGUAAAUCCUUCUUAGAUCUUGAGCCAAUUCUAAGAGAGCUCCAUGCUAAGUAUGGCCCGGUUGUUAGUCUUCAUAUUGGUUCCCAACGAGCCAUCUUCAUAAAAACACAUGCUCUUGCCCACCAAGCCCUCAUCAAGAAUGGAGCUAUCUUUGCUAGUCGGCCUCCGCUCCUCCUCAUACAUCGAUUCGACAUCAACUCAAUGGGAUUUGGCCCGGUCUGGCGGCUUCUCCGCCGUAACCUUACAACGGAGAUGCUUCACCCUUCUCGUCUGAAGUCUUACGCUCAUGCCCGAAAAUGGGUAUUGCAGGUACUAAUCAACAAGCUCAAAGUCGAAUCACAAUCUGGAAAUGCUGUUCUCGUGACGAAUCACAUCCGAUAUGCAAAUUUUUCCCUACUAGUGUUCAUGUGCUUUGGUAAAAAACUUGAUGAGAAGGAGGUUAGAGAGAUCGAAGCCAUCCAAACCACCAUCUUAAGAAAUACCAGUAGGUUCAAUGUUCUUGUUUUCUUACCCUGGUUGGGGAGGAUUUUUUUCCGAAAGUUGUGGAAUGAACUCCUAGAGAUCCUACGUAAACAAGAAAAUCUUUUGAUCCCUCUCAUCAAAGCUCGUAAUUCAAAACUAGAGGAAGAUUUUGCAGACUCAUAUGUUGAUACAUUGCUUGACCUCAAGCUCCCAGAUGAUGGAAGAAAGCUUAGUGAAGCUGAAUUGGUGAGUUUAUGUUCAGAGUUUCUUAUUGCAGGCACAGACUCAACAUCCACUGCAUUGCAGUGGAUACUAGCCAAUUUAGUGAAGCACCAACAUAUACAGUCAAAGUUGGCUACAGAAAUUGAUGGAGUAGUGGGGCCUGGAGAGGAGAUCAACGAAGAGGAUUUGCAGAAGAUGCCGUAUUUGAAGGCAGUGGUGCUUGAGGGCCUACGUCGGCACCCACCGAUGCAUUUCUUGUUACCACAUGCAGUCACAGAGGAUACGACAUUGAAUGGUUAUCUCAUACCCAAGAAUUCUACUACUGUGAAUGUAACAGUAGCAGAGAUUAGUCGGGACCCACAUACUUGGGAAGAUCCAAUGGAGUUUAGGCCAGAAAGGUUUUUGAGUAGUAUUGUUGAAGGGGAAGAGGUGAUUGAUAUAACAGGGAAAAAGGAGAUUAAAAUGAUGCCAUUUGGUGCAGGGAGAAGGAUUUGCCCUGCUCUUGGUUUGGCAUUGCUUCAUAUGGAGUAUUUUCUGGCUAAUUUGGUGAGGGACUUUGAAUGGAAGGCUAGAGAUGGAGAUGAUAUUGAUUUAUCAGAGAAGAUACACUUAUCGGUUGUUAUGAAGAAUCCACUGCAUGCCCUUAUCUAUUCAAGGAGAAGGUAGGUUUACCUUAAUCUGAUCAUAUAGCCCUAUUAAGUGUAUAUAAUUGUAUAAUUUUCUGGACUGGUGGUUAUAAGAAUAACAAUGGUAUGUUUUUUCUUAUUA
This is a messenger RNA of Macadamia integrifolia, 1761 nucleotides long. Its product is annotated as cytochrome P450 89A2-like. The record is from RefSeq and is a predicted model, not a curated record. Gene Ontology annotation, cellular component: membrane. The transcript has 2 exons. Bases 145 to 1659 code for a protein of 504 amino acids. Lineage: Eukaryota; Viridiplantae; Streptophyta; Magnoliopsida; Proteales; Proteaceae. Gene Ontology annotation, molecular function: oxidoreductase activity, acting on paired donors, with incorporation or reduction of molecular oxygen, NAD(P)H as one donor, and incorporation of one atom of oxygen; iron ion binding; heme binding.